GAUUCAUUUAUUAAUUUAAGCUAUUUCUGGAGUAACAUCCAUUUACUUGGGGGAUCGAUAUUCCAGAGAAGGAAUUAUGGAGAGAGAAGAGAUUCAUGUUGUAAUGGUGCCAUGGCUGGCUUUUGGUCACAUGAUUCCCUUUUUCCAGCUCUCCAUUGCCUUAGCUAAAGCAGGUAUUCGAGUCUCCUUCGUUUCAACUCCAAAAAACAUUCAGAGACUCCCGAAACUCCCUCCAAAUCUAGCACCCCUCAUAACAAUGGUCGAGCUUCCGCUCACACCGGCAGCAGACCACCGUGGCUUGCUGCCGGAGGGCGCCGAGGCCACCGUUGACAUUCCGCCAGAGAAGAUGCAGUUUCUCAAGGCGGCAUUUGAUCUGAUGGAGGAACCCUUCAAGCAGUUUGUGGCCAAGACGAGACCGGAUUGGAUCGUCGUCGACGUUGUCUCUCACUGGGCUGCCGAUGUGGCUAGAGAAUGCCAAGUGCCCCUUGUUUGCUUCUACGCCUACCCUGCGGCUGCUUGUGCUUUCUUUGGGCCGUCGGAGUGCCUCGCCGGCGACGGCCGGAAAAGAGUUAGGCCAUCGCCGGAGAGCAUGACGUCACCACCGGAGUGGUUCAGCUUCCCGUCGUCAAUAGCAUACCGCACCCAUGAAGCAAUUCUCGUGCACCCAGGAAUCUAUGGAAACAACGGAACUGGGAAACCGGAUGGUGACCGACUUGCCAAAAUACUCGAAUCAUGUCACGCCAUCGCAGUGCGUAGUUGCGUAGAAUUUGAAUGCGAAUACUUAAAUUCACUUGCCGGACUCAACAACGUGCCGGUGAUUCCAGUGGGUUUACUUCCGCCGGAACCACCAAAGGAGAGAGAAACGGUUACUGAUGGGCCCUGGACUGAGAUCUUCGAGUGGCUGGAUCAACAACCACCUAGUUCAGUUGUGUUUGUUGGGUUUGGGAGUGAGUGUAAACUAACCAGAGAACAAGUUCAUGAGAUAUCUCAUGGGCUAGAGUUAUCAAAUCUUCCUUUUCUAUGGGCCCUUAGAAAACCCAAUUGGGCCGCCGACGAUCCCGACAUUUUCCCGUCGGAUUUCGGUGGCCGGACAUCGGGGAGAGGGAAGGUGUGCAUUGGAUGGGCCCCACAAAUGGAGAUUUUGGGACAUAAAUCAAUUGGGGGGUCCUUGUUUCAUUCUGGGUGGGGGUCUGUCAUAGAGACAUUGCAAUUCGGACAUUGUCUCGUUUUGUUGCCAUUCAUAAUUGAUCAACGGUUGAAUGCAAGGCUGCUUGUGGAGAAGGGCUUGGGAAUUGAAGUGGAGAGAAGAGAAGAUGGAUUGUUUACGGGGAACGAUAUAGCCGAGUCGCUGAAACGAGCGAUGGUGUCGGAGGAAGGACAGGGGAUACGGGCCCGAGCGAGAGAAGCUGCCGCAGUUUUCGGGGACCGGAAGCUACAUGAUCAGUAUAUUGCUGAUUUUGCUGAGUACCUGAAACAUGAGGCUGUAAAACAGGGUUAAGAAUUAGGAAAAUGAUAUUGGCACUCCAAAAAUUGAUGCAGACACUCCAAAAUCAGUGUAAUUCCAAAGCCACUUUUCUUUGUUUUUUGGAGUGUCUGCAUCAAUUUUUGGAUUAUCUGUAUUUUCAAUAAUGUGGACAAGUGCUCGAGAGUCAUGCGCUAGAUGACUUCUUGCACUUCAGAGUUUUAAAUUCUAAACAAAGAUGUAUUGCCAUCAUCGGAAACGAGAAAGGCAAAAAAGAUGGACUGCUCAAAAGAAAUGCACAUCUAUGUUUGGUUGCUGUUU
This is a messenger RNA of Rhododendron vialii, 1783 nucleotides long. RefSeq names its product putative UDP-rhamnose:rhamnosyltransferase 1. Lineage: Eukaryota; Viridiplantae; Streptophyta; Magnoliopsida; Ericales; Ericaceae. The record is from RefSeq and is a predicted model, not a curated record. The transcript has 3 exons. Bases 77 to 1498 code for a protein of 473 amino acids. Gene Ontology annotation, molecular function: UDP-glycosyltransferase activity.